Messenger RNA from Perognathus longimembris pacificus (Pacific pocket mouse), 1199 nucleotides. It is a transcript of the gene Selenov, whose product is annotated as selenoprotein V. Gene Ontology annotation, cellular component: cytosol. The record is from RefSeq and is a predicted model, not a curated record. Gene Ontology annotation, biological process: response to selenium ion. The transcript is spliced from 7 exons. NCBI's taxonomy places the organism in Eukaryota, Metazoa, Chordata, Mammalia, Rodentia, Heteromyidae.
AUGAACCAGCAGGCGCCACCUCCAGGCCCGGCCACACGCAGGCCCUCGGCCCCAGUCCGGAACCCGACGCCAGUCCGUCCUACUUCCACACCGGUCCGGGCCUCGGUUCCCAUCCGAACCUCGGCCCCGGUCCGGGCCUCCACUCCAGUCCGGACUCCGAUCCAGGUCAGGACCCCGGCUCCGGCCCGGGCCCCGGCUCCGGUCCGGGCCCCGAUCCCGGUCCGGACCCCGAUUCCAGCCCAGGCUUCGGCCCCUGUCCAGACCCCGGUCCAGACCAACACCUCGGGCCCGACUGGGGCUCCGGAGACGCCCGCCUGGACGCCGCCCCCGGCCCCGGUGCGGCCCGCGGCCCCGGUGCGCACCUCGGGCCCUGUCCGGGCUCCGACCCCCGUCAGGACCCCGGCUCCAGUCCGGACCCCGGCUGCGGUCCGGGCUCCGAUCCCCGUCCGGACCCCGGCUCCAGUCCGGACCCCGACUCCCGUCCAGACUGCCGCCGCCGCCCAGACCAAGACCCUAGCCCCGCUCGACGCCCGGGAGCCCCCGGCCGCGCCUCCGCCCCCGGCCCCGGCUCCGCCCCCGGCCCCGGCGCCUCCCACCCGGACUCCAGCGCCAACCCAGACCCCAGCUCCGGGGAGCCUGGAGCCCGUGCGGUCCUCGGUCAUCAGGGUGGCGGGGUCCCACCAGGGCCCCCUUCCUGCGCUCUUCCCCGCGGCCUCCAAGCAGCCGGAGCCCUCCGCGGGCUUCCCUUCCGAAACCAGCCUGUCGGCCACCACGCUGGCCGAAGCCCCCGCUCCCGGGCCCUUCUUCCCGCCCUCCCCGUCGGUCUCCUUUGUGUCCACCAACACCUUCACCUCCCCCAACAAGAACAUACCCCUGCACAAGAGGCUCUCCAUCCGGGUGAACUACUGCGGCCUCUGAAGCUAUGGCCUUCGGUACAUUAUACUGAAAAAGAGCUUGGAGCAGCAAUUCCCAAAUCUUCUGGACUUUGAGGAUGAAAUUGCUGCAGAGGCUACCGGGGAGUUUGAAGUCUUUGUGGGUGGAAGAUUGGUCCAUUCCAAGAAGAAAGGCGAUGGCUUUGUGGACGAAUCUGGGAUGAAGAAAAUUGUACAAGUUAUUAGUGAAGAGCUCGAGAAAAGGUAGCAGGCAAUGGUGGGGCUGGAGGAGCCUCAGCAAGAUGAUGAGAAGGGCUGAAAUGUUGC